Molecule: messenger RNA, 486 nt
Organism: Striga hermonthica
Lineage: Eukaryota; Viridiplantae; Streptophyta; Magnoliopsida; Lamiales; Orobanchaceae
Source: the annotation of a GenBank genome assembly
AAGCUCAAAGCGUAUGAGAAGGUGAAUUUGACGGAGGAGUGUAGUGCUAUGAUCCAAAAGAAGAUGCCUUUCAAAAGCAAGGAUCCCAGGAGCUUCACCAUAGCAUGCAUUAUAGGAGGAAAGCGGUUCGGGAAGGUGUUGUGCGACUUGGGAGCGAGCAUCAAUCUCAUGCCACUAUCAAUUUUCAAGAGGUUGGAGAUUGGGACGAUUAGGCUCACUACGAUUUUAUUGCAAAUGGUGGAUAGAUCCUUGUCUUAUCCGAAGGGGAUUGUGGAAGACGUAUUUGUGAAAGUUGAGGGGUUUAUCUUCCCGGCUAAUUUUGUGGUCCUUGACAUGGAUGAGGAUAAGGAGGUCCCGCUAAUUUUGGGUCAUCCGUUUCUUGCAACCGGGGGAGCGUUGAUUGAUGUGAAGAAUGGCGAGCUUACUCUCCGGGUUGAUGAAGAGAGCAUCACAUUUUCCAUAUAUCAAGCCAUCUCCUCAUCUAUC